Molecule: messenger RNA, 1449 nt
Organism: Triticum urartu
Lineage: Eukaryota; Viridiplantae; Streptophyta; Magnoliopsida; Poales; Poaceae
Product: ENHANCED DISEASE RESISTANCE-like protein (DUF1336)
Source: RefSeq, a predicted model, not a curated record
AUGAUCAGGUAUAUUCAGUGGUCACAUCAUCGGUGUCUUUCCCAUCUUUAUUUUCCCGGACGACAAGCCAAGCAAGCGCAACAAAUUCCAAACCCCCACGCAAGAAAUUCCAAAUUGCCACCCGCAAAUCCUCGCUUUCCCUUCCGAGCACGAUUCAUCCAUCCCAUCGCAAGGAACAAGGGAGUAAGAGCUGCUGCUUCUUCCGUGGUCCCGGUUCAAGGGAGUCAAGCAAGCACAAGAUCCUCUCGAUGGCUUGUUCUGAUGGUGAGGCUGAGCACCAAUGGAUACAGAGUGUCAAGUCAGGAGGAGCAGUUCCUUGUCUACCGCCCGAAAACUGUCCUAAUGGUUGGGCUACUCCUCCUGGUGACACUUUUAUGGUCAGAGGCCCAGAAUAUUUUGCAACCAAGGCAAAAAUACCUGGUGGGGAGUAUCUUCUGAAGCCUCUUGGAGUUGAUUGGAUCAAAGGCCCAGUAAAAAUCUGUGAGGUCCUGAAAAACAGGAACCAUCGUGUGAGGAAAGCCAUCGAUGAGGAGGUUUCUCACGGCAAUAAACCUUUUGUCUGGGCCUUCAACUUGCAACUGCCCAGCAAGGAGAACUACAGCGCGAUAUUUUACUUUGUCUCACUGGAACCUGCACCCGAGGGCUCGCUGAUGGAUCAAUUCCUUAAAGGGGACGAUGCGCUCCGUAAAUCCAGGCUUAAACUGAUAGCAAACAUAGUUAAGGGGCCCUGGAUUGUCCGAAAAGCUGUGGGUGAACAAGCCAUCUGCAUACUUGGCAGAGCACUUUCGUGCAAGUAUGUCGAGGGAUCAAACUUCAUCGAAGUUGAUGUGGAUAUUGGGUCUUCCAUAGUUGCAAAUGCAAUUGUUCAUCUGGCAUUUGGUUACGUGGCGACACUGACUAUAGAUUUAGCAUUUGUUAUUGAGAGUCAAGCUGAAUCAGAGCUCCCCGAGAGACUUCUUGGAGCUGUAAGGUUCUCUGAGUUGAGUCCGGGAUCAGCUGGUGUGUACGAAGUGCCAUCUGAAGAGCAGCAGGAAAUUGCUCCAAUUCUGCCUUCAAGAUUAUGGCGGAGUUUUUCCCAACUGCUACAGAACCCAGGCAACUCAAUGCAGCCGUCGCCUAGCUCAGAAAACACUAAUGGAAACUUUCACAAGGAAGAUGCUGGUAACAACGAUAAUUGAUAUCCCGGAAUCCCAUACUAGACAUGUAUAAAGCUUCCAUCCAAAGGACGCCUUCAUUGGUUGAGGAUAAUAUGCUAGUUCAGGCGAUGUGUAAAAGUUGAAUUCGUUUCUACGACGAUGAACAACGGCCUUAGGUAGUUGUGGAUUAUCAUAGUCCUGGGCCCUGCUGUAAAAAUGAUACAUACUGGUCAAGAGAAAAACAUCUUUCUGUACAUAUAAACUAAAUUUACCUUUUAGCCCGACAAAUUGAGAUGUUGUAUUGCAUUCUCUU